Papaver somniferum (opium poppy) is the source of this 702-nucleotide messenger RNA. RefSeq names its product ADP-ribosylation factor 1-like. Gene Ontology annotation, cellular component: cytoplasm. The coding region runs from base 148 to 702 and encodes 184 amino acids. Gene Ontology annotation, biological process: vesicle-mediated transport; intracellular protein transport. Lineage: Eukaryota; Viridiplantae; Streptophyta; Magnoliopsida; Ranunculales; Papaveraceae. The transcript has 5 exons. The record is from RefSeq and is a predicted model, not a curated record. Gene Ontology annotation, molecular function: GTP binding; GTPase activity.
CUCACAAUUGCGCUGCUGAUAAUUCUGCACAGCUUAUGUAGGGUGAACCAUUCUUCGUAAUUUCUUCAGUGAGUUGGUCAAAUUCAUUCUCCUUUUAAUAAAGAUUUUCGGUUUCUUUUUCUGAGUUUAGUCAGAUACUCUGCAAAAAUGGGUAUGGCCAUCUCAAGACUAGUAAGGAUGUUGUUUGCAAAGCGUGACAUGAGAAUUUUAAUGGUUGGUCUUGAUGCUGCUGGAAAGACAACCAUCCUCUACAAACUGAAGCUUGGAGAGAUCGUUACUAAAGCGCGACGUUUAGGUUUUAAUGUAGAAACAGUGGAAUACAAAAAUGUUAGCUUCACUGUAUGGGAUGUGGGAGGCCAAGACAAGAUUCGACCUUUAUGGAGACACUACUUUCAGAACACUCAAGGGCUCAUAUUUGUGAUCGACAGCAAUGACAGAGAACGAAUAGUAGAAGCCAGAGACGAGAUCCAUCGAAUGUUGAGUGAGGAAGAACUACGUGAUGCCACACUGCUGGUUUUCGCCAAUAAACAAGACCUUCCCAAUGCAAUGAGUGUUGCAGAGAUCACAGAUAAACUUGGCCUGCACUCACUUCGUCUACGCCGUUGGUACAUCCAAAGUGCUUGUGCUACAUCUGGCGAAGGACUCUACGAAGGUCUUGAUUGGUUAUCCAACAAUAUUUCUACCAAGGCAAGCAAAAACUAA